AUGGGGAAAAAGGCCACGAGAAACACUACUACAACACCCGCCCCCUCCCCAACUCCCACAGCAACCACACAACCACCAGCCGCGGCAGCCUCGCCACUACAGAUACCAAUACCAUUACCCAUCCCCACUAUCGCCACCGUCCCACCAUCCAGCUCCGAAGAUGACAGAACCAGUUACGAGUUUCCGCGCGGGCUCACACUCUCUCCAUCCGGUCGAACCCUUGGCGCACUCUCUCACGCCCCAACUGUCCCCACUGAGAAUAGCGCCAGGGACUCCAAAGCGUCGCCGUCCACGGUGGCAGCAACAUCGCAAGCACCCAUCUCAGUCGCAAACGAGGAUCCCGCUGCUGGCCGUCGGUUCUCCUAUGCGGCAGAGGGCAUAUCUACUGGGUCAGGACGACGGAGACCCCAAGGGUCACCUCUCAAUCGGCACGUGAGUAUGGGAGGGCAGUCCUACGGGACUCACCAUCUUCCCUCACAUCUCCGCGAUCGCGAUUCGCCCUUCGCCAGCGCUCCCGCUACUCGCAAUGUGUCUCAAAGUGGAGGCAGCCCUGUAAAUAUCGGCUUGACUGUAGAUACCUACCCGUCCGGUUUGUUGACACCACCAAACGCCUCUAUGCCGGCGUAUUCUAUGCGUUUUCGACGGCCAUCCUUGACUUCUCAGGCCAUAAGCGUCUCGUCCGGAUACCCACAAUCAGUCAUCUCCCAUUCCUCGUACGACUCCCGCCAGAGCGUUACCAGCUUCUCGCAGAUCGAGUCGAACCCGGGGACCCCGCCUCUAAGCUCGUUGCUCUCAAGCGUGCCAGAUGAUGAUCCGUAUGUACUUCAAGUUAUGGACAUAGCUUCGCAAAAAUACCUCGAGAAAGCACAGGCCGACAAGACGCUCGGUGCAACUGUAAUUACCAAUGCUAUUAUGGAACCACGUCGGUCCAUCAGAUCCUCCCGUCGGACCGCCGACGAAAAUCAUCUGGCGACCUUGCCGGAAAACGGUCCAGCAGCGCCGGUCGCAGCCGCCGUCACAAAAUCCCCAGAAACCGCUGCCGAAAGUCAACCCACCCCAGCUGAUCCGCAAUUUGUAGCUUCGCCGGAGACCCUUCUUCGCGCCGCUCGUUGCAAAGCGUAUCUAGAAACCCGCUACAACCAGAUAUCCGUCGUCCUGGCAAAGGAGGACACCCCAUAUAACCCGUUGCAGAUCAUCCGAUGGCGUCGGACGAUGUGGCAACGUGCAGUCCGAUCCGGCGCAGAGGAGCAAAAGCGAUGGAAAUUGCGGUACUAUACCUGGCUUGUCGGGAACAGCGAGCUGACAGAGUUCUAUGGCGAAAAGCCCAACGGUUCCGACAUGGAGUAUGAGACGGAUGACCAUUCCGCACAGAGUUCGGUCGAAUCGAUGGAUGAGGGGAUCGGGACUGUUGUGAGAGGGUUGCAGAAGCGGUGGCGGCGCGCUCGCGGCAAAAAGUCUCGCGGCUCGGAUGAAGAGUCGGACCGUCCGCCACUCGAUCGUCGCUUAUCCCGCAGCGACGAAGAUACCCGCAGGUUGAAGUCUGACCGUCGGUCAGUGGACUCGAUGGACUCGAUGGAAGGCGCAGCGCAACGUGUCAGCCCAGCAGGUGGGAUGGAGAGCAAUACGGGAGGUCCGUCUCUGUUUGCCCAGUUCCUGACGGGGGCGGUCAGUUCGGGCGACGGGGACUCGCGGGGAGACGAUAGCCCGCGGCAAGGGAUGGAGGAAAAGGAUCGCCGGUUAUCUGAUGCGGGAUUCGGCCUCGUAUCUGGGGAGAACUCACUCCGGAAUUCCAUGGCGGAUCAGCGAUCCGGUUUCUCCAAGCACCUCUCAGAUGGGUCGGAACCGGAAGGCAAGCUCUCUUUGGAGACAACAGCAUCCUCCGUAUCCAACCUCGCCUCGGAAAUGGAUCUUGAGCAACACCAACGCAAAAGCGUCGAGGACAUAUCCACCGGCGAGCAGCGGGAAUCCCUUACACGGCUGUACAAGCGAAAAAAAUCCGCCUUCUGGGAUCGUCUCCGCGACAAAAAGGCCGAUGUCAUCAGCGGCUUUGGCGCGGGCUCCUCAUCGUCCGACCUGGGGAACCUGGAACGGAAGAAGAGCCUGGCGGGGACCGUCGAACAUCUCAUCAACACGCGGAUCAGGAGGCAGUCCGUGUCUAUCAACGCCACGACGGCCAUGCACGACGCGGAGACUGGUGCGGAUGCAAAGGAGAGCAUUGACACCGAUCGCUCACGGCAGGGAUCCCCGCGCACGCUCAAAUCUGCUGAUGGGUCCAUUCGCACCGGCCCGAAAAUGCGUGCCCCGAGCCCCCUGAAGCAGGCUGCCAACGCGGUGUCGGAAGCCCCUCCGAACGACCUGCCAGCGACCUCGCAGAGCGAGAUGGAGAGCUACAACCAUUUGGACCUCACCAUCGACGUCAAAGCGGUUGGGAAGAGCGGGGGUGCAAAGAGCGCUGGUGCAGCCAGGCAGUUGGGGAAAAAGAACAGAUUGGGACACCUCGCUCCCCAGCGGUCCCAAUCAUAUAAUGAGGCCGAGUGGCGCGACAAGCAGAGGACAAAUAAAGGCGAUCAUGACUCGCUGCCGCCUAGCGGCGAACAUACCCCGAGCCUAUUAUCGAAACGCAUCAUGCUGAACGCCGCCCGCAACGCCACGGAACCCACCCUCUUCCACGACGAGAGUCUCGGCUCGGACACCGACGAGGCCGAUAAGCGCACCGCGGGCCCAACCUCAGGCCGUCUAAAAGGCAUGAUCGACAAAAUCGGUCGCAAAAAACUGUGGGGCGAAACCACCAACCCGGACAGCGGCUUGGACGGAAGCAGCCACCAUCGCGGCCUAUCCUCCGACUUUGACGCCGUGUUUGCCGACGACGCUAAGAGUAAACCGGGGAAGAAAGAUCGCCGGACGUCGGCGGAGGUUGAGGAGGGGCAUUUGUGGGCGUAUGAGAGUAGUAGUACGGAUGGGGAGGAGGAUAGGGACGGGAAGGCGAUGGUGAGGUCGAAGAGUGGAAGUAGUACUUAUUUGGAGGCGCCGGAGAAGGUCAAGAAGAGGAGGAAGUUGAUGCGAACUUUUAUGGGCAACCGCUCCAUGAACGCCUCCUCAACCUCCCUUGGCAAAAACUCCCAACAUGGAAGCGACGACGCACACCGCAGCGGCACAGCAACCACACCCAAACCCCACCGCUUCCACCGCACCAAGAAACGUCCCAACGAAAUUACCAACAACCCCGCUUACGACGCAGGCACCUCCGCCACCUCUGGCGACGAGGAGCAUGACCGGGGGCAUCGCGGUCGACCGCAGUCCCAUUCGCAUGCGUACAAUACCCGCCGCACCGCCUCCCCGGAGGAGACCCGGACGUAUCCAUCGAAACGCGACCCGGAGUCACCCUUGACAGCUGAGGAAUCGGAGUGGGUGGAAGCCCUGACGGCGUUGACGGGACGCAUGGAUGUGAUGAUUAUUGGUGUGCAGGAUUUCAGGGGGGCUGUUGAGGACCGAAUCGCCGCUCAAGCUCAAUUCACACUCCGCUGGUCACCUGCCGCGCUUAUUCCUUCCUCCUCGCGCGCGUCCUCGGCUGCUAAUCUCGAAGCUGUCACGACCGGGGACGCGCAUAUACCGCUUAUCCUGCGCUCUGCGAGUUCACACGACGUCAACGACCACCGGCCGCAUAUCUUCCAAAACUCUACGGACGUCGACGCCAAGUUUGAUACGGGAUUUGAGAAGGGAAUGGACACGGAGGAGGACAGGUUAAGGAUCAUGUUGGAGGCUGUGAGGGCCGGAUUGGAUGCUAUGGAUGCCAAAUGCCAGGAUAUCGCUGCUUCCAAUUCUGGCUCACACACCCACGUCAGCGCCAUGGUGACCGGCCUAGACGCCAUGACGCAAGAAGUCACGGAAGACAUCUCGCGGCAGUUGAAGGUGAUGGAAGAAGCCAUCCAGCAGAUCGAGGGGACGCCGAAUACACUGGGGUCGUUUGAGGAUUGGUACUAUUCGGUUAUUGCUUGGUUGCUUGGAUUCCUAGGCUUCACACUCUGGCUCUGGUUCCAAAUCUGGAAAUUCGGCCGGCGGCUGCUGAGCGCCGCCCGCACGGUUCUCACCACUUUCAGUCCUGACGCUGCGAUUGUUGUGGAUGGGCUGGGCCAGGCGGCGGGGAAGGUCGUCAAGGAACAGACGAUCGAGAGGAUCGCGAGGGGGGCCGGGUUGAAGAAAGUCGGAGCGUCGUGA
Messenger RNA from Fimicolochytrium jonesii, 4215 nucleotides. RefSeq lists its product as uncharacterized. The transcript has 5 exons. The coding region runs from base 1 to 4215 and encodes 1404 amino acids. The record is from RefSeq and is a predicted model, not a curated record. NCBI's taxonomy places the organism in Eukaryota, Fungi, Chytridiomycota, Chytridiomycetes, Spizellomycetales, Powellomycetaceae.